Closterium sp. NIES-65 is the source of this 3567-nucleotide messenger RNA. NCBI's taxonomy places the organism in Eukaryota, Viridiplantae, Streptophyta, Zygnematophyceae, Desmidiales, Closteriaceae. The record is from the annotation of a GenBank genome assembly.
AUGGACGUGGUCGUGGACGUGGACGUGGACGUGGACAUGGACAUGGACAUGGACGUGGACAUGGACGUGGACGUCGACAUGGACGUGGACGUGGACGUGGACGUGGACGUGGACAUAGACGUGGACGUGGACGUGGACGUGGUCGUGGACGUGGACGUGGACGUGGACGUGGACGGGGACGUGGACGUGGACGUGGACGUGGACCAGGACGUGGACAUGGACGUGGACGCGGACAUGGACGUGGACAUGGACGUGGACGUGGACUUGGACGUGGACGUGGACGUGGUCGUGGACGUGGUCGUGGACGUGGACGUGGACAUGGACGUGGACGUGGACGUGGACGUGGACGUGGACGUGGACAUGGACGUGGACGUGGACAUGGACGUGGACAUGGACAAAGACGUGGACGUGGACGUGGACGUGGACGUGGACGUGGACGUGGACAUGGACGUGGACGUGGACGUGGACGUGGACGUGGACAUGGACGUAGACGUGGACGUGAACGUGGACGUGGACAUGGACGUAGACGUGAACGUGGACGUGGACAUGGACGUGGACGUGGACGUGGACCUGGACGUGGACGUGGACGUGGUCGUGGACGUGGACGUGGACUACGUGGACGUGGACAUGGUCGUGGACGUGGAGGUGGACGUGGACCUGGACGUGGACGUGGACGUGGACGUUGACGUGGAGGUGGACCUGGACGUGGACGUGGACGUGGACCUGUACGUUGACGUGGACGUGGACUUGGACGUGGACGUAGACGUGGACGUGGACGUGGACGUGGACGUGGACAUGGAGGUGGACAUGGACGUGGAGGUGGACGUGGACGUGGACGUGGACGUGGACGUGGACGUGGACAUAGACGUGGACGUGGACGUGGAGGUGGACAUGGACGUGGACAUGGACGUGGACAUGGACGUGGACGUGGACAUGGACAUGGACAUGAACAUGGACGUGGACAUGGACGUGGACGUGGACAUGAACGUGGACGUGGACAUGGACGUCGACAUAGACGUGGACGUGGCCAUGGACGUGGACGUGGACAUGGACAUAGACGUGGACGUGGACUUGCACAUAGACAUGGACGUGGACGUGGACGUGGACGUGGACGUGGACAUGGACGUGGACGUGGACGUGGACGUGGACAUGGACGUGGACGUGGACGUGGAGGACUUGGACGUGGACAUGGACGUGGACGUGGACGUUGACGUGGACGAAGACAUGGUCGUGGACGUGGACGUGGACGUGGACAUGGACGUGGACGUGGACGUGGACGUGGACGUGGACAUGGACGUGGACGUAGACGUGGACCUGGACGUGGACGUGGACGUGGACGUGGUCGUGGACGUGGACGUGGACGUGGACAUGGUCGUGGACGUGGACAUGGACGUGGAGGACAUGGACGUGGACAUGGACGUGGACAUGGACGUGGACAUGGACGUGGACAUGGACGUGGACGUGGACGUGGAGGACUUGGACGUGGACAUGGACGUGAACGUGGACGUGGACGUGGACGAAGACGUGGUCGUGGACGUGGACGUGGACGUGGACGUGGACGUGGAGGUGGACGUGGACGUGGACGUGGACGUGGACGUGGACGUGGACGUGGACGUGGACUGGACGUGGACGUGGACGUGGACGUGGACGUGGACCUGGUCGUGGACGUGGACAGUGGACGUGGACCUGGUCGUGGACGUGGACGUGGACGUGGACAUGGACGUGGACGUGGACGUGGACGUGGACGUGGUCGUGGACGUGGACGUGGACGUGGACGUGGACCUGGACGUGGACGUGGACACUUGGUCGUGGACGUGGACGUGGACGUGGACGUGGACGUGGAGGUGGACGUGGACGUGGACGUGGACGUGGACAUGGACGUGGACGUGGACGUGGACGUGGACGUGGACGUGGACUGGACGUGGACGUGGACGUGGACGUGGACCUGGUCGUGGACGUGGACGUGGACGUGGACCUGGUCGUGGACGUGGACGUGGACGUGGACAUGGACGUGGACGUGGACGUGGACGUGGUCGUGGACGUGGACGUGGACGUGGACCUGGACGUGGACGUGGACGUGGCAUGGACGUGGACGUGGACGUGGACGUGGACGUGGACGUGGACAUGGACAUGGACGUGGACGUGGACGUAGACAUGGACAUGGACGUGGACGUGGACGUGGACGUGGACAUGGACGUGGACCUGGACGUGGAGGUGGACGUGGACGUGGACGUGGAGGUGGACAUGCACGUGGAGGUGGACGUGGACGUGGACAUGGACGUGGACGUGGACGUGGACGUGGACGUGGACAUGGACAAGGACGUGGACGUGGACGUAGACAUGGACAUGGACGUGGACAUGGACGUGGACCUGGACGUGGACGUGGACGUGGACGUGGACAUGGACGUGGACGUGGACAUGGACGUGGACAUGGACGUGGACGUGGACGUGGACAUGGACGUGGACAUGGACGUGGACAUGGACGUGGACAUGGACGUGGACGUGGACAUGGACGUGGACAUGGACGUGGACGUGGACGUGGACAUGGACGUGGACGUGGACGUGGACGUGGAUAUGGACGUGAACAUGGACGUGGACGUGGACAUGGACGUGGACGUGGACGUGGACGUGGACGUGGACGUGGACAUGGACGUGGACGUGGACGUGGACGUGGACGUGGACGUGGACGUAGACAUGGACGUGGACGUGGACGUGGACGUGGAGAACUUGGACGUGGACAUGGACGUGGACGUGGACGUGGACGUGGACGUGGAGAACUUGGACGUGGACAUGGACGUGAACGUGGACGUGGACGUGGACGUGGACGUGGAGGACUUGGACGUGGACAUGGACGUGGGCGUGGACGUGGACAUGGACGUGGACGUGGACAUGGACGAGGACGUGGACGAGGACGUGGACAUGGACGUCGACGUGGACAUGGACGUGGACGUAGACAUGGACGUGGACGUGGACGUGGACGUGGACGUGGACAUGGAGGUGGACGUGGACGUGGACGUGGAGGUGGACAUGGACGUGGAGGUGGACGUGGACGUGGACGUGGACGUGGACCUGGACGUGGACGUGGACGUGGACGUGGACGUUGACGUGGAGGUGGACGUGGAGGUGGACAUGGACGUCGACGUGGACGUGGACGUGGACAUGGACGUGGACAUGGACGUGGACGUGGACGUGGACGUGGACGUGGACGUGGACAUGGACGUGGACGUGGACGUGGACGUGGACGUCGACGUCGACGUGGACGUGGACGUGGACAUGGACAUGGACGUGGACGUGGACGUGGACAUGGACGUGGUCGUGGACGUGGACAGGGACGUGGACGUUGGUAUGCAAGACGUGGACGUGGACAUGGACGUGGACGUGGACAUGGUCGUGGACAUGGACGUGGACGUGGACGUGGACGUGGCGAUGGACAUGGACGUGGACGUGAACGUGGACGUGGACGUGGACAAGGACGUGGACAUGGACGUGGACGUGGACGUGGACGUGGACGUGGACAUGGACGUGGAGGUGGACGUGACGUGGACGUGGACGUGGACGUGGACGUGA